GCCAAAUAUAUACAUAUUUGGUCAGAAUCUUGUGUAAGAUGAGAAUGAAUGCGAACAUUUCGUAAGGAAUAGAGACAUUGAGUAUUUAAUGGCUUUUUGAACUUGAUAACUUGUAUGCUGCAAUUGUUUAUUCGGACUCCUAUUUCUUGUUGGCUGUCAAGUCUGGUAGUUUGACUGACGUGAUGGAACGAUCUAGGCUAUAUAAAAACAAAGACAAGGACUCUGAGGAACUUCGGAGGCGUCGUACUGAUCAGUCUGUUGAACUUCGCAAAGCUAAGAAGGAUGAACAGCUUCAGAAGCGAAGAAACAUACUGUUGACUGAACUAGAUGAAACCUCACCCUUAAAAGAAAAGCAAAUUGAUACUCCUGAACACGUUAACUACGAUGCAGUUAUCCGUGAUAUGCAAUCAAGUGAUCGAGUCGCUCGAUUCAAAGCAGUUCAGCUCUGUAGAAAAACCCUAUCACGCGCAAAGAACCCUCCAAUAGACGAGUUUUAUAAAAGGGGUGCUGUCGACAUCCUUGGUUCAUCCCUCAGUUCCACUCAGUAAGUUAAAUUAAUGUCCCUUCAAAUAGCAGCGAUGAUCUUGUUUUCGAGGCUGCAUGGGCACUCACAAACAUUGCCUCCGGUGAUAGCUCUCAUACAGCAGCCGUAGUCUCCUCUGGUACUGUCCCAAAACUAGUACGGCUGUUAAGUCAUUCUGCUAUCAAUAUAGCUGAGCAAAGUGUAUGGGCUCUAAGUAAUAUUGCCGGAGAUGGAUCCAAAUUCCGAGAUAUAGUUAUCGAGAGCGGAGUUGUUGAACCAGUGUUAAAACUUCUAGAUCGAGUUUGGAAGCAGCCCACCGUGGUAUCAAAUAUUGCCUGGAUGUUGUCUAAUCUCUGUCGAAACCGAGAUCCUCCUCCGCCACGUGCCGUCAUUAAAAAGCUUCUGCCUUAUCUCAAUCGACUUCUUCAGUAUGAGGGUAAUAAGAAUGUGGUUGUGGAUACUGCAUGGGCUCUUUCAUACGCAAGUGAUGCCGUAAAUGAAUUUAUCGAUGAUAUAAUAGAAAGUGGAUGUGUCCCGUUACUUCUGCGACUGUUGGCAUCAUCAUCGGCGAAUCUCAUUUCUCCCUCUCUCAGAGCCAUUGGUAAUCUUGUUAUCGGUACUGAUGAACAAACACAAGCUAUUCUGGAUGCUGGUUUACUAACUUACAUCCCUGCAUUGCUAAACAAUGAAAAGUCUACUGUCGUCAAAGAAGCCUGUUGGGUAGUGAGUAACAUUACCGCCGGAAGUGUAGAUCAAAUUGACAUGGUUAUAAGUCACAACAUCAUGCCAUGCAUUUUGGAGAUCUUUUACAAGGGUGAAUUCAGAACUCAAAAAGAAGCGUGCUGGGUUAUCAGUAAUUUUAUUAGCGGUGGAACCCCGGCACAAUGUGCAUAUUUGUUGAACCAAAAUGUGUUGAGAGCACUUUGCAAUAUACUUACAGUCUCAGAGUCGAAGGUUGUACUUAUGGUUUUAGAGGGAAUAAAAAAACUCCUAGAGAUUUCUGACCAGUAUGGGCAAUUAGAACCAGCUUGUAUCGAGUUAGAGACAUGUGGGGGCUUGGAUAAGUUGGAAGAAUUGCAAGACCACACUAACGUUCAAGUCUAUCAAGUUGCUUACGAUUUAAUUGAAAAGUACUUCAAUGAUGCGGUAGGUUGGUGCUUUCCUUGUUACACAUUUAAUGUUUUUGAAACGUUCGUGUCCAUUUAUUCAGUCAUCAGGUAUCGCAAACUAGCAGUCCUUUUCUGUUUGUAGUUAAGACCGAUUUUUCUGCAGUCGACUUUAUAGUAUAUUUGAGUUUCAGGUUUCUACAAGCCUCUUUUGGUAAAGCCAAGUGCAUGUUUUUUAAUAUUCAUAUCAAUAUAAAUAGCGUAACUUUCUGAGUGGAUUGUAGCAUUCAAGUAUACAGUGAAAUCCAAUAAUCUGUAAAUUCUAAUUGUCUGAAUGCCUAGAGGAACUGCGGUUGUGGCAGAAGGAACAGUAAGCUGUGAACCUUUAGUCAGUUAUACAUGGGAACCAAACGCUGUGUGCGUGUAACUGAUCUCAAAGAGUGGUCGGAAUUUUUUAUCAGUGAUAUUUGAUCAUUAAAGUGAUUCUUCGAAGUGUAAUCACUACCUUCAUGUUGCUUCAAGGUUCACUAAUCUCAACAUACGAUCAUUCUUAAAAUAUAAGUAACAAGAAAUAUUAAGAUGUGUGUUGGAUAAAAGUGAUUAUAUAAAAGUGUUUGUUUGCCAUCUACUUCGUUUAUAGCAUCAUGGGAGUGUGCUUGCUAUUGUUUCAGACCAUCGCUUACUAUAAUUCCGUGAAACACUAUCAACUUAGUAUAUCAAAACUGUCUGCAUUUGGAACAGUUGUUUCAUCUUCAACGCUCAUUUUAUUUUCAUAGCGGGAUUGCUUGUUCACUCGGCGCAGUUUAAAAACUGCGAAUUAUUAUCGAUAAUAUAUUUUGACAGCUUUACUCUUCUUUUCAGGAUGAUGAAAACGAAAGCAAAGUCGUGGCUGCUGAUGGCACAGAGAAUAGUGAGACUUUUCCUCCAAGUUCAGAACAAGAGUUCCAGUUUAUUGCUCCCGAUGGAGCUUCAGGACAAGAUGGUGACUUUCAUUUCUAAGUUAGAAGUUACUUCGACGCUAACUUCGCGUCAAAAUUAUCCGAGUUUCUAAAUAGAUUAUUGGUAUAUGAACGAUGGUAUUUUUGGCCACUUUUAUAACCUUAACUUCCCCACAUCGUGGUAAUCAACAAUAGUCAUGUUCCUUCUCCAUGUUUUUCUCGAUAAAUUGGGACUUCUACUCAGCAAUCAGGUGGCUGAAAUCUAAUGUGAAAGUGCCGGAUUUCUGUAAGUUGUUUGCUUUGAAAAAUGAAAGAUGUGUGGGUAUUUCAAAACAAUCCUUUCACUCCUGAAAGCUGGUUUGAUGUAUUGAAGGUAGCACCAUUAACGUCGAUUGACUUAGAAUCUUGUUGUUUGUGAAGCGCUUUGAGUGACAUUUAGAGUUGAACGUAUAAAAAAUAACACAAUAAAGGAUUAUUCGUGUGCGAUUUUCCUGAAAUUCGGAUUGGUCUUUGUUUAAAGAUCACUGUCCGUACUAGUAGGCUGGAUUUUCUAGUCACCUCGUAAAUCACACGAUUGUCAAUCCAAAUGUAGAAAAUUAGGAAGGUUAUUAUUAUGCUUAUCAAAAUUGUGUCAUACGAUUGUUGAGAAGCACGAAAAUCGACUUAGUACCAAAGACUCCUGAGUUCUAGUACACAUGUUUGUUCAAAAUCGCAGUAUUUUAGCGAAGUUAGUUUUAGAAACAUUCCGAAGUAACACUUCACUCGCAUAACUAAGCCGUUAAACGGAAUUCCGUUAGUUCAAAUUGUUGCGAAUUCACAUUCAUUAUUUACUGGUUGUGAUUUUGGCUCGAAUGUUGGAGUCAAAGUGGAGUGUACACUCUGUUUGGAUUCCGUCCAUAUCAAGAAUGUUGAUAUUCGUAAUGUCCAGUUGUGUUUAGGAGGGAAUUUAGUAGCUCUGAUCGUAAUGGUCUUGCCUUAUUUAGACCUCCAAAGUGAGAAUAAACAGUGCGAAAGACGCUGACUUUUCCACUUCACAUUUAAACAAGUCGAAACUAGACCACUGUAAAAUUAGGAAUUUUGUUAUUUCACCUCUUAAACUUCGUUAUAACUAACAUUGUUGUUAAUUAGACUUGUCUGUUCCUUAAUCUCUGAUUGGUCAUCCAGGCGAUUCGCCUUAUUGGCGCGAUGUUUAGUAUAAAUGUCCUAUAAGUAGCUCUUAAAGAUUAGUGUGAAAAAAUUGUAUUAAGAUUUCGUAUGCACCAGGAUUAUUUUUACAAAUCACAGAUCAAACCGCUAACGACCACUUUAUCUAUGAAUCAGCCUUUAAAUAAAAGAAAUAGCUUACAAGCUUGUUACAAAUCUGAUGGGAAAUCUGAAGGUCGAUUCGAAGAAAUAGAAAGAAAGUUAGUAUUGUAUUGCCAGUAUUACCGUGUUGUUAGAAUAAGUUUUACUUGUCUAUGAACUUUAGAUAUUUAUGCUAUGCCUUGAAAUUUUUUUAGAGAUAAGCGGUGAUGCAGACUACGAACUGUGUAUGUAAAUAUUUCAGAUGUACACGAAACGGUGGUCGAGAGUAUAAUAAGCUAUUUGUAAAUCAUGUUCACAAACCCAUAUUAUAAUUACGGAAUCAGUAGACAGUUCCAGAUGUUUUCACUAAUAAGUAUAAUCUAUUAGCAUCUAGAACUUUGAAAGAGAACAGUUUCUUUGCUUAUAUUUCACCCGUGUUUGUUCCUGAGGAAAAGCUUUUAGUCGAAGUUUUAUGGAGACCUGUGUGCUUAAUUGCAAAUUUUGAAGAGUGCUGGUUAAUAUAUGUCGGGGUCUGAGUUUUCUCGUUGAUAUAUACGACUGUAUUCCAGGCUAAAUACCAUGAUACGGCAUUGAGUUUUUCAGAUUUAUUUUGUUUGGUUUAUUGAUAUUAACAGAAUGUUAAUUUCGAGGAAAGGUAGCAGCUACAUCUGAUUUUAUUAAAGCAUCAUUUUAAACUAAUUAUUGUCUCAAAAAUCUCUAUGUAUUCAAGUAUUUUUAACAUGGAUUGGUUUGAAAAGCUGUUAGGACUGAUAAUAUUAAAUUUUACCAUAUAAUGUUCAGAACAUCAGUUCUUAAUUACAGGGUAUUCCUUUUAACAGGUAUGGAGGAUCGAUAAAAAUCAUACAAUUGUGGUACAUAAGUUAGUUACUCUGGGAGAUUAUCUUGGUGAUGUUCUGCAUUAUCUGUGCCAGGUUGCAACCACCUGUAAUUGUUAUACUGUAAAUAUGUUUAAGAAGUGUGUAGUUGGAUGUGCAAUCAAUCGAAAUGUUUUUCGUUAUUCACGUAUGACCAAGAAGUCUAUAUAAAUAUUGUUGUACAUUACAGUAAAAUAAGAUAUUGGUUCAGCGGAAACUUCCUCUUUAGGCAAAUUCUUUACAAAGCUGUACAAUCGCAAAUAUAUACUUAUUUUUCAAAUCGGUGAACAUUGUCUGGUAACGAUAAUAUUUACAAUAUUUAUGGAACUGCCAUAAGUGUUAACAGGUAAAAUAGAAAUAAAUAUUAUAGGGAAACUAUUGAUGUAGUUGCUGCAACCUUGAGUACUCAUCAAGAAGAUAGAUAACGAUCAACAAAUGUGAAAGGUUGUGUCACGUGAUUAGGUGGAAUGUAGUGGAUAUGAACCAUGAUCAAAAGGAGUAUGAAAACAGAUCAGUCGGUUGGCGAUAAAAAGUCAUGAGACACGUAGAAGGGAGUGUGAUGGAUUUUAAAUAAAGUAAGACAUUAAGACUAUGAGACAAUAUGCUAGAUAGGUCCCUUUAUUGUACAUAGUUCAGCUUCUUCCAGCAGUAUUGCAUAUCUUCCGGUAAUGCUAAGAAGAUGAUGGUUUACUGUCUUCGACAGUUCUCUGCUUGGCUUAUUAGUGACUUCGGUCGCUGUCUUUAAUUCAUAUGACAUAUGUCCUUUAGGUGUUCGCCUGUUGAGCUUUUAUCAAACCGUCUCCAUCUUUUCAGUCGAGGUUGGUGAUGUUCUUAAAUACACUUAACAGAAGGCAUCUGCUAAUAACAUAUAUCUGGGCUAAUAAAUUUAGUUUUUGAUCUAUUCGACCUGUUUUCAUGUUUAACAUAUCUAUUGAUGUUAUCAUCAACAGAAUAUUGAUUAUAAAAAAUUGAAAAAUAAGUGUAUACUUGUGAUUGCACAACUUUGUCAAUGAUCUCACCAAAACGAGAACUAAUAGCCGAACCUAUCUUUUGUUUCAAUGAGCAUAUUCCGUUUACUUGGAAGUAAUAUGGUAAACCCUUAAGAUUGUUUAGUUGGAAACAGUGUCGAGUCACCUAGACUGGUGGCCACAUUGCAACAUGAUCGAUAGCAUUCGAUCUGCACUAAUAAGGACUAGACAAGCAUGACAUUGAUCACCACCCAGUGAUCAAUCAAUUGUGAGUUGGAAACAGUUAGAGGACUAUUUGUAUAGAUUCGGGUUCAAAACACACACUGUUGAAUUGUUAUCUGUAUUAUUGUGAACAUAGUCAAGAUAUCUUUGCGUUGAAUCACUCAAGUGGGGUUUUAGUUUACUGAGAAUUAUUUCGUCAGUGAUCCAAUCUCUAAGGAUAUAAAGAUUAAUCACAAAACCCCUUUCUUUGCCGGUAUUAACUAGUUUCUGUUAUCUGAAUUGUCUACUUUUAGAACUGCGAACCCUCCAAUUUCUCUAUGUUAGUAUUAAUUUACUAGGAUUCCUUUCAUACUCGUCCUUAUGACGAGUAUUUUGGUUUUUUGAUAAGAGAAUGCAUGAUAUUAUGAGGAAAGACCUAUAAUUACGUAAUCCGUGUCGCCCAUCAUCGACAGUCUAUUAUGUCAAGUGAGUAUGCAAAAUAAAAGCCCGUAUAUAUCUAUCGAUAAUUUUGCAGAAGGAAGGUUGGUUUCUCGAGAUGCGUUGUACCUAAUAAAAAAGGUGAUUGGUGUCCAAGUAAUCUGAACUUUCGUGUUCGUAUAGAUCCUAGCCAUAAAUAUUUGAUUUGAAGAUAGCAAAGUCAUUAAAUUUCAAAAGUAUGGUGUGAAUCAUACCGCGACCCAAAUACUCAUUCCUUACGAACUAAAGCAAUUUACCUAGCCGCUAUGUUGACACAACAACGGCAUCGCUGUUAGUAUUACACUAGCUAUAUGUUUCUGUUCACUGGUGAAUUUAGCGAUUGUCAGUGAAUAUUAUAUGUCUCCCUAAGCCCACAGAACUGAUCUCAAGUGUCGGAAAACGUCUUUUUAGGUAAUGAAAAUAACGAAGCCUAUCAGUCAUGUCAUGAAUAAUCAUGAUUUUUGACCUAUGAAAUGUGGUCGGACUCUUCUCUGUGUCAGCAUAUUUGGGUUACUAUUGGAUGUAAUUAGUAAUCCGUACAAUUCUAACCACAUAUUCGGUAUUUUAAGACUUACAAACGUGAAAGGUAAUUGAGUUCGUCGGUGAUAUAAACAUGGAAGUUCAAAUAUCUGAUAACAGUACUGGUAGUAUCAAUACAACCAUCAAGUCAUAUGCAGCCUAAUGACACUAAUCUUCGAAGGGAAUGUUAAGAAUUUUUCAGAGCCUUUUCCUAAUGUGAUUUACCAUAUGGCAAGAAGGAUAACAAGAGCGUCGAUUAAAGUUUGAAGUUAUGCCGUAAAUACUGACUUCAGGUCACAAUUUAUGAAGUUAGUUGUUUGUGUUAAAUAGGUUUGUGAUAAAUACUAUUAACUUUCACAGCUUCGUCUACAAAUGGACGCAUAAAAAUCUGCACUACUAGUACCCUCACCAAAUAAGUUUCACCAUUUGGUGACUAUUUAUGAAAUGAUUACCUACAUGAUGAUUAGUGACAUUCACUCAGUGAAUAACCUGGAUUAAAUAACAGAUUUCUAGUACAAACUGGUCUAUACUUCAUAGCAUCAGUCGGAAUGUUUUCUAGAUUUCACUGAGGAUUUUAUGAAUACUGGGUAACACUUCUCAGAAAACUGACGUAACGACAGGGAAUCAAGUAAACAGAUUACUAUAUACAGUUUCUAACAUUGGACCUAAUGAGAGUAUUCCUAAACUGUUUUUUCAUGUCUUGAAUUCUCAUAGGGAAGGUGAACUGUUGUGUUUUGCAUUGUAAAGUCCAUUGUUAGUCAGGCCAGUUAAAUGAUGAGACUAGAUUCUAUUUGCAUCUAUUUACUGGACUUCUAAGAACUAAUAGUCUAAGUUCUUGUUCUUAUUAAAAUGUUUGUUAUCUCAACAUCCACUUUUUUAAUUAAGUUCAUUAGAUGUAAGUUGGAUUUCCAUAAUAUUGGUAGGUUGCUAGUGGAACAUUUCCAUUAGGACUAUUUAUUAACGUGCUAUUGUGUUCAUCAAGUAAAUUGACACCAAUCUUGAAUCCUAUAUGGUCGUUAUAGUGUUUGGUGUUUAAUUCUUUAAAAAUACGUCACCUGUUGGUUCAUAGUUACAUCUAUUUUUUAUGAUAUUAACUUAUGCGAUACUGGUGUGGAAACUGAAUCCCCAAAUACUAUAUAUUCGAAAAAAGCAAUCUUGAAGGUGACAUUUUGAUUUAGUGAUAUCCGUUCAUUUGUAUUUGAUUGACGUUAAUCGAUUUGUUGUGGUUUCUGUUCAUUUAAUUUUCACUGUACACAUUGUAUAAAUUAAUUCAUCGUUAUUUUGUUCAAGAGACAUUCAGUUUUACAAAAUCUUUAACUAAUAAUCACUGGAUGUAAUCACCGUGUAAGUGAAUUGACUCGAUUGCAAAUUUACAUUUGAUCUCUUCUAAAUAAAUAUUCCUUACAGGAUUUAUAUUGGAAUAGGUGAGACUCAGGGAUAACUCGGCUUUAGUAUCAUGCUAUUAAAGUGUAGCUUAAAGUUAUCACUGUUACCGUAUCACGUGUGAACGAAGCGUUAGAGAAAAAGGUUACAACUAAAGUGGCUGUACUAUCAGGGCAACUGUUCAUGAACUCCAUGAUGCGUGGCGGUUCGUCCUGUUUUGCCUUACGACUGCGAAACGUGACCAUUAAGGGUAGAAGAUAGUCGUAAGUUACUAGUAUUUGAUCACAAAUGUCUUAAAAUAUUGGCAGCCUGUUUUAGGAUCACUGGGUAAGUAAUAGUGAAGUUGGAUGCAAGGUAUCAGGAAAUGGUAGUAAACCAGUUGAUAAGGUUGUCAAUUUCCAUCGACUGAAAUGGUUGGGCCACGUCUCACGUAUGCCUGAACACCGAUUACCACGACACGCAGUGCUGACUAGUAUUGGAGGAGAGUUACUGGCAAUGAAACCAAAAUGUGGCAUCAAUGCUUGAAGUCACUAACUUUGUUCUGAACCAUGUUGUUAGAUGCAGACUAAUUGGUUGAGAUCCGUGAGACUAUCGUAACCAAUGGUUGGAGACUCUGGGUGACAUGGCUCAGGAUCGAUCACAAUGAAGUAGGUGUAUACACACUUUGUCUUUCCUUAAACCAUGAGAUUAAAAUUACUUUAUACAUUUCUGUCUACGAACUAGUCCUUUCUCCAUGUAUUAUAUCCUUAUAUGUGAUCUUUCUUUUAUAUAUUACUACUGUUGUAGUAACUGGUUCUAUGAAUUUGGUGUUCAUCUUGUUGUGCUUAUGAGGUUUGGCAACUUGGAUCGAUGCAUAUAUGUGCCUGGUCCUACGUUGUAGUUGACUGAUACGAAUGGUGCGAGUUCUUGAAUAGAUUUGUGAUGGGAAUGUAACUUUCCACACAUAGUUUCAGAGAUAUGACGUGUUUCGCUGCUCACGACUAUGCUACGAAAGUCGUCAAUCACUCUGGAAACGUGUUUAAACAAAAUUGGACCAUAUUCCAACCUCAGCCGACAUUGUAAACCGCUUGAUAAAACAUAUGGUGAGGCAUGUCAGUCUUUCGACCAAUAGUUUCGUGUUAAUUCAAUACUGUUGAAUAUUCAACCCUGCUGCAUUAAGUUAAUAAUUAGUAAGACAUAACUUAUCUGCUCAUGUUGGCUUUACAAAUAGAGAAUGUUAGUGAAUUGGUUUCGAAUGUCUUGUGGAUAUACGCUAAUCACUUAUGCUGAUUUUCAGUCUGUAGUCAUCCAGAUUUUCGAAAAUUAGAAUUCAGCCCCUUAGUCGUACAGACAAAGACUCGCAGUGAACGUCGAGUGAUACUGCAAACAAGAGUGAACGACUAAAAUCUUAGUACUUCACGUCACAUUUGUUCAUUCUAUUGGUCGAAAUGAUUCAAAAGUACCUGAUGUUCAUUGGGAAGCAAACCCAGUUCCUGAAUUUGAGUAACUUUAUAAUUGGGAUAUUACUACAGGGUUCCAAAUAUUGUGCGAUCUAUCUCACUAACAUGUGUGUUCAUUCAUUUUACAAAGCAUAGUUUUUUAUUUAUUGACGUUAAUUUAGUUUGUUUAUUUAAUUCGAAGUAAUAAAUUAAAUUCCCUAUUUUUAUCAUCAGAUUAAGUUGUUACGCUUUCAAGCAAAAAGUAAAAUUAAUUCAGAGCAAUUACAAUUUUGAAGAACAACUGCCUAUUACUGUUAUUUGAUGUGCACAUGUACUCUAUAAAUUAAUAAAGUUUUCACUCUGGAAACUGAAUUUUUUUAUUAUCAAAUUCAUGGAGUAGAUAGGAGUCAUUUCAUUGGUUAACCUAUCACAACAGUCUACAAUGAAAUGCUAUCAGUGCACUACACAAAAUCGUCGAAAACAUAUUGAAAUGCACUUUCUAUGGGAGGAAAUUUUAAAAUUAAAUCUUCGAUAAUCAUUUACGUCGAUGAAAUAUUACUUAUUGUAAUAUAAAGUGGUUUAAACCAGUGACUUCACGAGUUAGGUGCUCGUUAUUGCUGAAACCGAAGCAACACGACUUUGGUUAUUACUUUCCAACUACUGGCUUUAAGAAACAAUUUUGUAAAGUUGUUUUUACUCAGUAUCUUAUCUUUUACCUUUUUAUAUUCACUAACCGUUUUACUAUUUUCUCACCCCUUUAGCUAUUUGAAAUUUUCAAAUUGAGUAAAAGUACAAUUAUCUAUUGUCUAACCUGCUUUAAAAAAAUGAAUUAUUUGUUUUAGAAAUGGUUUCGUGAUAGAUAAUUUAUAGUUAAGUCAUGUGAAUCACUUACAAUUUCGUGAUAUUUGAAUAUUUUGUUGAAACAAUGGACAUUUAAUUGCAAUUAUUGUUUGGUUUCCAUUUCGACUAAUUAGACUGUUGUUUAAAACAAUAGCUAUUUUGCCAACUCAGUCACUUGAAUUUUUCGCUUACUUGGUUGCUAAAGCUAUCACUAUGAGAACAAAACACGACAACAAAUAAAUAAGAUUUUAGACAACUAACUACAUUAAAUUAAGUAAACCAAGCUGGCUUCUGUAUAAAUUUUUUGAAUCAUAAACCUUGGUAUUCAAACAGGAUCACUAAAUAUAUUCCAUGUUUUCUUCAAAGUUGCUUGUAUAGUAUUUCAUUUGUAAGGGUUUGAAUCUUCUUGUUUUCUCCGUUAAGGGCUAAAAUUGAUCAGCAUCUUUUGUUACGCGUGGAUCCUAGGUGGAUUGCAUCAAUAUUGUCAAGUCAUAAGGAUUUUAAAUAUAAAAUUAGAUUUUGUAGGUGUCAUUACCAAGGUUUGAUUUGAUAAUUUCGAAUAAAUUGAG
Molecule: messenger RNA, 11101 nt
Organism: Schistosoma haematobium
Lineage: Eukaryota; Metazoa; Platyhelminthes; Trematoda; Strigeidida; Schistosomatidae
Product: oligo-1,6-glucosidase ima3
Exons: 7
Coding region: 863-1774 (303 amino acids)
Biological process (GO): NLS-bearing protein import into nucleus
Cellular component (GO): nucleus; cytoplasm
Molecular function (GO): nuclear import signal receptor activity; protein binding
Source: RefSeq, a predicted model, not a curated record